AUGAGUUAUGACCAAGUUCUAACUUGCAACUUUUUAAAUUAACAGUGCCUCAGUGCUUAAUUCGCUAGUAAAAAGACAGCUAAACUACCUUUUAAGUGAUGAUUUAUUUGAAUUAAAGAGGAUUCAUCCAAAUUAUAUAUAUCAAAACCCAAAAAGAGAGUUAUAUAAACAUCCACACUUCCUCGAUACAAUCUGUAUAAUCUCAAACCAUAGAACCCUGACUAAAUCUCAAAAAUACGAAAUAUUCACAAAAAUUUUACUAAAAAUUUCCUUUAAAAGUCCAAAUCUACCAAACAAAAUUCUACUGUAACUCAUCCAAAAUCUCUAGGAAUAAAACCUAAACUCUGAAGCCAAUACAAAACCCUAAUAGUAAACGGCAAGAAUACAGCUAAAGAAUUGUUAAUGAUAAAUAUUGGGAAGAGAUUGUACUGAAAAGAGGCAAGUUUCAUAGGGACAAACAAAAUUUUAGAAGAAGGAUA
Moneuplotes crassus is the source of this 479-nucleotide messenger RNA. The record is from the annotation of a GenBank genome assembly. NCBI's taxonomy places the organism in Eukaryota, Ciliophora, Spirotrichea, Euplotida, Euplotidae.